AGACAGGCAAUGGCAAUGAAGGAACAGAUAUAUUUUAUGCUGAUGAGGGUCAGAAUGGCUCCUCCUCUUCCUCUGGUCUUUCUGUUCAUGAUUCACGGGGUUUCUAGUGCUGAUUGGGGUGUGAGUUACAGUCCUCCACACAUCUGUGCAGUAAACGACUCAACAGUGAUAAUGAGAUGCACUUAUACAUACCCUACUGGAUAUAAGAUCGAGAAAGUGUUCUGGACAAAAGGCCCAUUACAAAUGGGUGUUGAGCCUCCAGAUCUGUCUAAUGACCCUGAAUACAGUCAGAGGCUUCAGUAUCUGGGAGAUAAACAGCAGAACUGCACCGUCAGACUGAGUCAUGUGACACUGGAGGAUUCACGCAUGUACUAUUUCAGAUUCAAAACUGAUAAACCUAAUGGAACAUGGAUUGGUAAACCAGGAGUGAAUCUUACUGUAACAGAUCUUCAGGUGGAGUCUCCUGAGAGAGUGACAGAGGGAGAUUCAGUCAGUCUGACAUGUAAAAGCAGCUGCGCUCUGACUGACAGAGCAACAUUCAUCUGGUACAGAAACUCACUGAAGAUAUUAACUGAGAGUAAAUUCAGGAACACACUCAUCCUCAAUCCAGUCAGAAGAGAGGAUUCAGGCAGAUAUAGCUGUGCUGUAGACGGACACACACACGUCUCUCCUGAUGUUCACCUCAAUGUCAUGUAUCCUCCCAGAAACGUCUCAGUGUUGAUAAAUGGAUCUGGUGUAAUAGUGGAGGGAGAUUCAGUGACUCUGAACUGCAUCAGUGACUCAAAUCCUCCUGCUGUGAACUUCAGCUGGUUUAAAGGAGGAACGAUUGUAGGAUCUGGAAGAAUCUUCAGCAUCUCAAAGAUCAGAUCUGAUGACAGUGGAGAAUACAAGUGCAAGUCCAUCAAUGAACAUGGACAGAAAUACUCUGAUACUGUGACUUUAAACGUCAUGUAUCCUCCCAGGAGCGUCUCAGUGUCCAUCAUUCAGUCUGGUCAGAUCUGGGCAGGAGAUUCAGUGACUCUGAAGUGCACCAGUGACUCAAACCCUCCUGCUGUGAACUUCAGCUGGUUUAAGGAGAAUGAAAGCUCAGCUGUUGGAUCUGGACAGAGUUUCAGUGCACUACAGAGUGGACGCUUCUACUGUCAGGCUCACAAUCAACAUGGAUCUCAGAGAUCAGACGCUGUAACUGUCACAGUUCAUCAUGUUGCUGGUAGGAAUGUGAUUGUGACCACAGCGACAUCUGGAGGAGUAUUCAUCAUCAUCAUCAUCAUCAUCAUCAUCCUGAUUAUACUAAAGAAACGAAGGAGUGUUAAAGCUGAAGAUCACAGAGAGAAAGAGUCUCUUUCUGAACCGGAUUCAGUCGGUGACGCUCAGUAUGCCAGUGUGAAACCCAAAAGAUUUAGAGGAAAAACUCCUGAAUCCAGAGACACUGAGGAGGUCCAGUACGCAACUGUCCAACAUCACAGAAAGACCGAGACGAAGAGCGCAGAGGAGAAUGAAAGUCAAUGUGAUGAAAUAAGAGAUCAUGAGCCGGAUCCUGCAGUGAGUACCAGCUUAACCAGUACCAACUUAACCAGUGCCAGUUUAACCAGCACCAGCUUAACCUGCACCAGCUUAACCAUCACCAGUUUAACCCGCACCAGCUUAACCAGUACCAACUUAACCAGCACCAACUUAACCAGUGCCAGUUUAACCAGCACCAGCUUAACCAUCACCAGUUUAACCCGCACCAGCUUAACCAGUAUCAGCUUAACCAGCACCAACUUAACCAGUAUCAGCUUAACCAGAGUGAUGGUGAUAGGAAUGUUGGACCAACUUAACCAGUAUAAACUUAACCAGCAUAAACUUAACCAUUACCAGCACCAACUUAACCAGUAUAAACUUAACCAGCAUAAACUUAACCAUUACCAGCACCAACUUAACCAGUAUAAACUUAACCAGCAACAACUUAACCAUUACCAGCACCAACUUAACCAGUAUAAACUUAACCAGCAACAACUUAACCAGCAUAAACUUAACCAGCAACAACUUAACCAUUACCAGCACCAACUUAACCAGUAUAAACUUAACCAGCAACAACUUAACCAUUACCAGCACCAACUUAACCAGUAUAAACUUAACCAGCAACAACUUAACCAGCAUAAACUUAACCAGCAACAACUUAACCAGUACCAGCCCCAACUUAACCAGUAUAAACUUAACCAGCAACAACUUAACCAUUACCUGCACCAACUUAACCAGUAUAAACUUAACCAGCAACAACUUAACCAGCAUAAACUUAACCAGCAACAACUUAACCAUUACCAGCAGCACCAACUUAACCAAUCAUUUGGUGCUGUUGAUCUGAUGAACUUCAACACGAUAUAUUUUAUGCUGAUGAGGGUCAGAAUGGCUCCUCUUCUUCCUCUGGUCUUUCUGCUCAUGAUUCACGUCUGUGUUUCAGGGGUUUCUAGUGCUGGUUGGGGUGUGAGUUACAGUCCUCCACACAUCUGUGCACUAAACGACUCAACAGUGAUAAUGAGAUGCACUUAUAAAUACCCCCGUACUGGAUAUAAGAUCAUGAAAGUGUUCUGGACAAAAACACCGGUAAAAUAUAAUGGAGAAUUUCCAGAUCUGUCUAAUGACCCUGAAUACAGUCAGAGGCUUCAGUAUCUGGGAGAUGAACAGCAGAACUGCACCGUCAGACUGAGUCAUGUGACACUGAAGGAUUCACACAUGUACUAUUUCAGAUUCAUCACUGAUAAACCUAAUGGAAAAUGGAUUGGUGUUCCAGGAGUGACUCUUACUGUAACAGAUCUUCAGGUGGAGUCUCCUGAGAGAGUGACAGAGGGAGAUUCAGUCAGUCUGACAUGUAAAAGCAGCUGCGCUCUGACUGACAGAGCAACAUUCAUCUGGUACAGAAACUCACUGAAGAUAUUAACUGAGAGUAAAUUCAGGAACACACUCAUCCUCAAUCCAGUCAGAAGAGAGGAUUCAGGCAGAUAUAGCUGUGCUGUAGACGGACACACACACGUCUCUCCUGAUGUUCACCUCAAUGUCAUGUAUCCUCCAAAGAACAUCUCAGUGUUGAUAAAUGGAUCUGGUGUAAUAGUGGAGGGAGAUUCAGUGACUCUGAAGUGCAUCAGUGACUCAAACCCUCCUGCUGUGAACUUCAGCUGGUUUAAGGAGAAUGAAAGCUCAGCUGUUGGAUCUGGACAGAGUUUCAGUGCACUACAGAGUGGACGCUUCUACUGUCAGGCUCACAAUCAACAUGGAUCUCAGAGAUCAGACGCUGUAACUGUCACAGUUCAUCAUGUUGCUGGUAGGAAUGUGAUUGUGAUCACAGCGACAUCUGGAGGAGUAUUCAUCAUCAUCAUCAUCAUCAUCAUCAUCAUCAUCCUGAUUAUACUAAAGAAACGAAGGAGUGUUAAAGUUGAAGAUAUCAAAGAGAAUGAUCUCUAUUCUGAUGCGUCACAGGGAGUUUCAGUCCAUGACAAGCCUCUUUCUGAACCGGAUUUGGUCAAUAACGCUCAGUAUGCCAGUGUGAAACCCAAAAGAUUUAGAGGAAAUUCUGAUCCUGAAUCCAGAGACACUGAGGAGGUCCAGUACGCAACUGUCCAACAUCACAGAAAGACCGAGACGAAGAGCGCAGAGGAGAAUGAAAGUCAACGUGAUGAUAUAAGAGUUCAUGAGCCGGAUCCUGCAGUGAGAUCAGAUGUACAAACUGUGGAAGAUCCUUCAGUAAUCUACAGCGCCGUUAAAUGAGUGACAGAGUAUUAUGUAGUAUAAUGUAUAAUGUCAGUGUUUUAUAAAGAGUUUCCACUUCCUGUUUUACUCUGUAUGUUCUUAAAGGGGUGGUAUAACUAUAAUUC
Pimephales promelas (fathead minnow) is the source of this 3851-nucleotide messenger RNA. Lineage: Eukaryota; Metazoa; Chordata; Actinopteri; Cypriniformes; Leuciscidae. The record is from RefSeq and is a predicted model, not a curated record.